Messenger RNA from Aspergillus candidus, 843 nucleotides. RefSeq lists its product as uncharacterized. NCBI's taxonomy places the organism in Eukaryota, Fungi, Ascomycota, Eurotiomycetes, Eurotiales, Aspergillaceae. Bases 1 to 843 code for a protein of 280 amino acids. The transcript has a single exon. The record is from RefSeq and is a predicted model, not a curated record.
AUGCCUAGACUUGUCACUCCCUGCAAGGCCAACGCCAAUCUUCUGAAAUAUGAUGGAUAUGGAAGUUUCGUUACCUCCCUCCGAGAGAACCUAAACACUGGCCGUGAAGUUCUGCAAUUUGCGUGUGUCAGUGCACAAGACUUCGAGGCCAUUUCGUCCGAUAAUCAUAGACCCCUGAUGUCUGCCAAACUCUCCUAUGAUUUUCUCACUGGGGUCUUAACUGUUAAGAUGCCGGGUUUUGCCCACGAAACUCUAACGGGCUUAUUCAAGGCAAUGGUCGACAAGAAACUGAUCAUGAUGGAUGUAUUCGAUGAGACCACUCCACGAGCCUCGCCUCUGACCGUCAUGGGCAACUUAGCUAAGGAGCCGGACGCCUGCUGGGCGCCUUAUUCCACCGAUGAUUUGACCGUGGUUCUGGAAGUUAGGGCAUCCGAGUCAACGGCGCGACUGGCGGUGGACGCCAGGGGGUGGUUGGAAACCCCCGGGUCGACCGUCACAACCUGCAUAACAAUAAACCUCAGCCGGGAGAAUAAUAUCAUCAUCGAGGUGUGGCGGCUCGGCACAAGGGUAUAUGCAGUUUCAUCCAGAAGCUCCCCCUCCCCUGCCGUACGAGUGCAACACGUCGAGAUUCUGAAUGGAGAAGCAGGGUCCACUAUACGCGGUUGGAAGACCGACCGAUCCACCAAUACCAUCCCGACAGACAAGAUCCAGCUAGAUUUCAACACCUUUGUUGGACGGCCCGCUGCGACCGAUCUCGAAUGCGACAUCGUCAUAGACAAUAAUCUUCUAACGGCAUUCGCCUGCAGAUUCUGGGAUCUGCAAAGCCGGCGUCUGCAAGGAUAA